Dermacentor andersoni is the source of this 6195-nucleotide messenger RNA. Its product is annotated as E3 ubiquitin-protein ligase rnf168-like. Gene Ontology annotation, molecular function: ubiquitin-protein transferase activity; nucleosome binding. Gene Ontology annotation, biological process: double-strand break repair. Lineage: Eukaryota; Metazoa; Arthropoda; Arachnida; Ixodida; Ixodidae. The record is from RefSeq and is a predicted model, not a curated record. Gene Ontology annotation, cellular component: nucleus; site of double-strand break.
UCAAGAUCGAACAUCGCGUCGUUAUCGGUGCAGCCAUGAGUAACUGCCGUUGCGAUAAUUGUGGAGUCGGUAUCAAUAACGAGGCUUAAAUUUAAAAUUACAGUAACGCUAGCACAACCACUGAAGACCAUCGCUUGCGCGGAACUACAGCAUCGACGUUCCAGCCGAAUGGCGCCGCGGCGCAAGCGGCUCUUGUCGUCGCCGGACAGCGGCGGCAGCAGCGACGAAUCGUUGACCGAAUCGGACGUUACGUGCCCGGUUUGCCUGAGCAUGGUGGUGGAACCCGUGACAAUGCCAUGCUCGCACGAAGUGUGUAAUUCAUGCUUCGCGAGUACCGUGCUCAUGGCCAACAAGGAGUGUCCCAUGUGUCGGAUGCGCAUCGCUUCGUGGGCGCGGAAAGCGGCCCGCGAGGGCACCCUGGUCAAUCGAACACGGUGGGAGCUCAUCAAGAGUCGUUUUCCGCAGCAGGUCGCGAGGAGACUCAGCGGAGAUGACAGUCGAGCAGGAACCCCACUGCGGAUAGUGCCGCGAUCGCUGUGUGAGCCAGGUGAGAUCCGACGCGAGUACGAGCAACAGCGGCAGCAGGCCGAGGCAGAAUGGCGCCAGGAGCGGGAGCUCGAGGCUCAAGCAGGCGAAGCCCUCGCUCAGCAAUUGGCGUCUGAGGAGGAACGGGCACUAGAGGAGCAGCGGCGCCAGUUGCGACGGGAUCAGCGCCUUGCCUGCCUCUGGGGUGUGUUUGGGGACACGCCAUCUGUGCUUGCUGCUGUCCCACUCGUCCGGACCCUGCUUACCCCGGAGGAGGACGAUGACAAUGACAGUGCAUCCUCAUUUAUGCCUCCAGAGGACAGGCCACAAGAUGCCACAAGGGACAGUGGGCCAACGACACCCUUACUAGGAAACCACAACAGGCUGUGCUCACGCAGUGUGCAGACGACACUGCUGGAGAUGCGGCAGCAGGAGACGCAGACCAGUGAGCACGGUGGCAACAACACAGCCUCCUAUUUGGAAGACUUGCAACUGGCACGUCGCAUCCAGCGGCAACUGAACCGGGAGAGCAGACAGACACCCGGCCGCGUUUACAAUCUGCGCUCUCGUGUUGCAAAUUGAAAGAGCAGCAGAGCGACUGUACAUUUAUCGCAUGCGUGGCACUUGUUUGGUUGCGUUUGCUUGUAAUGUGGGCUGUGGUGCUUUGCUGCUAGUGUGCAUAAAUGCAAGCUAAUUUUGUUUAGAGGUCAUUCAGUGAGCCUAAAAAGUAGCCAGUCUUUGUCAAUAUUCAAGAUAUUCCCCGAAGUGGCUGGUAUUUUGGGCCACAGAUGCUCGCCAUUGAAGCAGUUACCCACUCCAUUUGCUUUUGAGUGAUCCGUUGUCAGUAAGUGAGCUUUCCUGCCUUGGAUCUAGCCUGCUUGCCUGAAACUGGUUCCUUUGAAAGGUGGACGUGGAUUAAGAGUGUGUGUUUGGUUUUUUUUGCAGUCCAAGCUCGUGCCUUUGCAGGUAACACCUGUGGUUAUUAGCCCACAGCACAUAUGGUGCUGUUGACUUUACGUGCUUGCAUACUGCUAUGAACUGUAUGCUCAAGUUGCAUUCAUGCAUUAUAGGACUGGUGUUUACUGUUGUUCUGUUUAAUAUUAAUUCUCCUUAAUGCACUUUGUUGCCCUUCAUCUUAAAGUUCUAGCUUUCUAUUGCGUCAGGAGAUAUUGAUUUUGAUAUCAACAAGAUUGGUCAAAGGCUGUGUGGCCUCUGGCAGUAGGAUGUAUUGUUAUUUAAAAGUGUCAAAGAGGAUUGCUUAAUGGAUUCUUUUGUGUCCUUGCCCACUAAAAGUAAAUUUAAUGUUGGGUUGAUAAAUCUAAUGCGGAGUACUGGGAUGCAUGGACAACGGACGCUCAUUCUGAACAACUUAAUGGCAUACAUCUACUAGCUAAAGUAAUCAACUGAUUUUGCAUAAAUGUUCGCACUUUGGUAAUAUAUACAUUUUCUGCCUUGAGUUUUAAUGAAGAGCCAUGUGAACAUUUUAAAGUUCUUUAACAUAGGUGGAUGACAUUUUUAAAGCUUGUUCUAUAUACAGUACCUGUUAUUGAGUUGACUGAUUUCCAUACCACAUUUGUAAUUUACGCUGAAACAGGAAGUGGUUUUGCUUUGAGCACAAUGCUUAAUAUUAAUAUGACCAUUGGUAUGUUUCUUCAUGUAGACAGUACAUGUUUGUUUUGCUGCUAGUUUGUCAACAUUUAUUUUUUGACAAAUCAGUUCUGCAGAAGCCCACAAGGCAGGGGGACGUUCACAAAAGGGGUAAUUGUCAUCCGGCCGAUCGUAGCACAAAGCUACGAGGGAAACCUUUAUGAAUUUCUCAGAAUGAAAAAGAGAAAUUCAUCCUGGUUUUGGGAUCGAAUCUGGGACUAACACUUGUCCGGGGCAGUCCCUCCACCAUCUGAGCUAACCAGGAGGCUUGUUUCUGGCAAAUUAAUGUGGGUUUCCUUUGUAGCUGUGUGUUACAGUCACGUUGAUGACAGUUAUUCCUUUCAUGAACCUUUAUUUCUUGUCUGUUCGCUUGUACACUCAAGUCCACAUAUAAUGAUCCCACUUAGAUUUUUUGGCUAUUGCAAAAGAACCCCAGGCGGUCAAAAUUAAUCCAGAGUUCCCCACUACAGUGUGCCUCAUAAUGAGAUUGUGGUUUUGGCAUGAAAAAAAAAACAGAAUCUAAGUUCUUUAAUGCAAUUAGCAUUCUGGGGAUACUUCACGCACUUUGGUUGGUUCAUGUUCUAAACAAAGAUACGAACCAGUGAAAACCCAAGACACAGGACCAGAAGGAGUUGCAAUCCUAUUUCUCUUGUGGAGACAUGUCACAUCUUAAGGAGAGACUUAUCUAUGUCUCUAACAGUUUGCCCACCAACUGGAGUCACUGGGUAGUUCAUGGUCUAAUGGUCAGACCAUCCGGCUGCUGUGCUGAGGGAAAUGGGUUCGAAGCCCACUGUCGAACCUACCAGAGUCACUCGGUAUGCGCCACUAGGUGUGUGCCGCGCUUUAAUGACAAAAAAAAAAGUUCCUCUAAAGUUUAUUCGGUGCUUGGCAGAAUCGAACCUGCAUCACAGUUAUCCAGACAAUCUUGUUUGAAUAUAUAUUUGCACAUGGGCCACGUGCGCUCUUCACGGCAGCACCGCCAGAUGGCACAGUGUGUCCCAGUGGGAAGUGCGAGAGAGGAGCGUGGCUGCAGUACGCACAUCACACGUGACUCAUUUCGGUGGUGGCAAUACAGUGUCUCGCUACAUUGCUUCAAUAUGCUAAUUGCAUUAAUGUCAACAUUCAUCGGGAGGUGGGUUCUGCAGGAAUUUUUUUCGGAUACCUUUUACACAGGUGCUUAAGUGCCUUCUGCAAGGGUUGCCAAUCUUGGGGCAUUGAAUGGUUAACCUCUCCUCUAAAAAUGUGUUCUAGCCAAUUUUUUGUAUUAUUUAUUUUUAUUAUUUUUUUUUUGCUUGCUGUAAUUAGUGGUCUUCUAGGACUGCAAAACACAAGGGAGGGCUACUAGGAUUGCAUUGUUUCACUGAGGCUAACUAAACGCAUUUCCAAAGAGGCAACCUUACCUGCUGCUUCGCCUAUGUGGUGAGUAGUCUGAGGCGUUGUAUAUUCUCUUUUUCUUUGUACAUAUCUCUGUGCGUGCGAGUUGCGCCUGUAAGAAUGACUCUACUUCAGAAUGAAAGACCACAAUUCUUAUACAGUUAAACCUCAACAUAUGAAGUCGGUAAGAUCAGCUAUUUGCUUUGUUUUAUCAAAUUUCAUUAUGUUGAAAUUUGCCUUUUUGCAAAUAACUGCAGUCGCCGAUGAAUUUUUCUUACACGGAAGGGGCCGCAAGAUUUUCCGAAUUAUCAGGCAAUUGGAAAAGGCAAAUUUCAAUGAGGAAAAAAAAAUCAUGUUGAAUCUGAGAGUAGGCGACGGAAGGUAUGGUUUCAUGCCGUGUCAACGAUAUCUUCACAUCAGUGAUACAUUGUUCGGUCGUCAGAGGUCUCUACUCAACAACCUAGUUCCUAAAGUCAUGUUUUUCACCAUGUUUUGUUUUUAAUUAUUUCUUGUCUGAACAGCUCGGCUAACGUUAGACGGGAAACCCUAUAUAUGGUAUUCUAUGGACAAGAAGUUCUAAAAAAGUUAAAUGCUUUGUUAUAUUGAAAUUUUUUUCAUAUUGAAGUUCAUUAUAUCGAGGUUUAACUGUACUGAGGCAUGGCAUUUCUGUGCUAAGGCAUGGGGUAACCUUGCCUGAGCACAACUUCAUUUCAGUUGUGUUCUUAAAUGGUGGUUUGGGUAGGAGGGAGGGGAGGUCUGGCACUCGCUACUAAAGCCAAGUGCUGCUUGCAUUAACCACGCCCAGCAGUAUCGCGCAUAGUUUUAUUUACGGGUCAUUACAUGCUUUUUUAACUUAUUAGGGAACGUUGUACAAUAUUUCUAUUGGAAAUGCACGAAGCGACGUGUGGUCUUUGCGCUGGACUUGCGUGGCGCUGUUUUUUAUAGAUAGGUACUCUGGUCACAUUUUAUACCUGUAGCAUCUGGAAAUAUUAUUUUGUGAGUACCGCUGAACUUGCUUGCACCAAGUCUGUUGUGACAUGGUACAUGAACUUUUUGUGGUAUCUUUGCGUUCUCAACUUGUAUUUAGAACGAUUGUUCCAAGCUACAGUAAUGUAUGUUGCGUCAUGCUGCAACACACACAAUAAUAGCUAGGCAACUAGCUGGCAACAAGUGUUGCGUAAUUCAGACUUUUCUUCAACAACACAUUUCUGCACAUUAUUUUGAAUUUCUGUUUGCGCAUUGUGCUGCUAAGCACGAAGUCGCAGGAUCAAAUCCUGUGUGCAUUUCUAUGGGCGUGAAAUGCAAAAAUGCUUGUCCUGUGCAUUGUGUGCACAUUAAAGAAACCCGGGGGGGCCAAAAAUAUACCCCCACUAUGGCUUGCCAAAUAAGCAUAUUGUCAUUUUGGCAUGUAAAACCCCAGAAUAUAAUUUUUUAUUUAAUUUUAACUUGUCCUUGCUUUUAGCGUGCUUCUGACAACAUUGUCAUGGUUUAGCAUCGUUUAUGAUCAUUUGAUGAUGAUUAUGAUGUAUUUUUGAAUGUAUGAGCAUGAUCUGUCUUGAUAUGUAGCGGUUAAUGUAUACAACUUCUUUUUUUAACUUGUCAUUUUUGCAUUUAGUUCAGAAUCGCUAGUGUUUUGGACAUUUUGUAGACUUGUGUUGUAGCCAGAGGUUGCAUAUAAGCUGUGCAUUUAUAUUGACGGUGUUACAGUGUUACAUUUGUUGGUUUUUCUGUGUUUCAUGAUUUAACGAACAAAUACCAUUUGCAUUUAUGUUGAUACUGUGCUGCAACACCCUGUGAAUCUGUGAUCUUUUUUUUGCAUUCUAGCUGAACAUUGCUCGACAUGUGUGCCCAAAACAGUCUUUAACUGCACAUCGCAGAAAUGUGUGUUUGAACCAGCAGCUAAGGAAUGUGCGUGAGUUAUUUCAGUGGCACAUUGUUUUCUAGCAAGGUGUUUGUUCCAUGGUAAGGCAGGGACAAACAUCAGAUGAGGAAUUAGCUUCCACACUGCCUUACGAAAAAGAUGGUAUUUUUGUGGAGAGUGAAUCAAAGGUAAAAAUGUAGAGGCUAAUAGUCUAGACAAGUUAACAAAAUGUGCUCUGUGGUCAGACAAAGGAUUGCUGUUCUUGAAGCAGUACUGUUAACAUGUUCAUAUUUGUAAGGCUGCCACAAACUUUGCUGUGCUCUGACACCUGCCAAAGUGGUGACGGGAAUGGCCACCCGUGUGUGAUGACACUCUUCAAUGCGAGCUGAAGUUAUAUAAGCCUUUUACGCAAUUGGAUUGCGUGUCACCACUUCUGAAUUGACUUGGGAAAAGUUGUCUUCUAUAGAAUGGCAAGCAGGUACAUCGCAUAACUGAGAAAUUGCAUUGUAUGCUGGCAGCUCGCGCUUCAUUACGAUACGAAGCUAUGCCUUUCAUUCUAAUAAAUACGAGCAGGCACACUGUGUUGCUGAGAAGCUUGCAUUUCAUGCUAGAAUUCCAAGUAUGAUGCUGGAAAAGUGUUGACUGAGAAAGGUGGUCAAUAAACUCCCUUACGUCACUCAAGUGCUGGUUUGUGUGCUUUUAUUGGGAUCAUUUUUCUUGGUGUUGUGCUGUGGACCAUAGAAAUUCUAAUAUUUACAGUGUCACAAUAAAGGUGGUGUACCCACGUU